AUGCCCAUCAAAAUUUCCGCCAAGCGAGAUACUAUGCCAGUGAGUAUAAGCAAACAUUGGGCUGUAGCUGGUGGCAGGGCUACUGGCAUUUUCACCGACUGGAAAAUAGGAGUGCAGAAAAAGCGAUCAAAGGAACAAAAGCCUGCUAUGAGGCUUUUAGCUCCCAAGAAGAAGCAGAAGACUUUAUUGCAAGUUGGAAAGAUGCCUUCGCUGACGUAUCGCGACUGGCCAUCAGACAAGCAUUAG
Messenger RNA from Penicillium concentricum, 246 nucleotides. RefSeq lists its product as uncharacterized. Lineage: Eukaryota; Fungi; Ascomycota; Eurotiomycetes; Eurotiales; Aspergillaceae. The transcript has 2 exons. Bases 1 to 246 code for a protein of 81 amino acids. The record is from RefSeq and is a predicted model, not a curated record.